AUUAUACUCUGGCGCUUUGCGGAAACAUCGAAUGCGGAACAAAUUGUAUCGAGUUGCACCGGCGCAGCCCAUCAAGACAGAUAGACAGUGAAGCACAGAAAAAAGAGGGACAGUGUUCAUCACUGUAGGAUGGACUGGCCCAUGGAUCUGCUCCCAUUGCCCCCCUGUGCUGAGCUAGGGGUCCAUCCUCUGAAUGGGCUCCUGUGGACCCUGCUGCUCCUCUUCCUAUGGUAUUGUUACAGGGUGGGCUCUGACCCGCCAGCUCCAGGCCGAGCCAUCCCAGGUAAGCACAAGUCCGGCUCCAGGCGCUCUGUGUUGUCCCGCGCCGGCAGCUGUGCUGGAGCAGUGUGCAGUGCCACAUCAAAUGUGGCCACUGGCGAUCGGGGGACUCCGUGCAUCACCAUGGAGACAGGAGAGGAGGAGCAGGGGCAAGGAUACCUGACCCCUGUGCUGAGCCAUGCCCUGUUCCCACCCCAGGCCACAGCGAGUGGCAGGAAGCUGUAUGCAGCACUGCAGGAGUAUGCAAAACGCUACAGCUGGGCUGGCAUGGGACGCAUUCAUAAAGGACUCCGGGAGCAGGCCACAUUAAAUGAUCGCUCCUCCAUCCAAAAGCCUCAUCUCUUCUUCCUCCCAGAUGUCCCCAGCAUUCCUUUUUUCCCACGUGACGCCCAUCGACAUGACAUUGAGGUCUUGGAGACCAACUAUCCCAUAAUCCUCGCAGAGUUUCAGGCGGUCUACCAGAGAGGCAUUGAUCCAAAGAUUGGCUGGACCGGCCUGGGAUCUAAGGGCCAAGCCGUGUUCCCCUUGUACAGCGCAGGCGUGUGUGUAGCAGGGAACUGCCGCUCCUGUCCCUGCACCUACCGCACUCUUCUCUCCUUGCGCACCUUCAUAAGUAGCAACUCCCUGGGGGCCGCCGGGUUCUGGCUGCUAGGGCCUGGGGCCACACUAGGGGGAGUGUAUGGCCCCACCAAUACUCGCCUACGCUGCCACCUCGGAGUGCAGACCCCACCUCAGUGUGAGCUGGUAGUGGGAGGAGAGCCUCAGUGCUGGUCAGAGGGACACUGCCUCCUGGUGGAUGACUCCUUCCUGCACACUGUCUCCCAUAAUGGGGUGGCAGAGGACGGGCCACGGGUGAUUUUCAGUGUGGACCUCUGGCAUCCAAAUGUGGCUGCAGCAGAAAGACAGGCCCUGGACUACAUUUUCUGCCCUGACCAAUGAACUACAACUUCCACUGUGCACAUGUUCUAGUUGUGCUCCACCCUUAUUUGAUAUGAGGGAAAGGUGCCCAAACCUCGUCUCGAGGGCUGUGCUCUUCAACCUCAAUGUUCAUCCAGUCCGAGUAUCACUGUGUGUUACCAGUGAAUCCACUGAAACAGUCCAAAUAGCCAAAGGGAGCUUACCCACAGACGUCAGUUCAAUGUCUAGUUUAGAUUUUUGUUUUAAUGUUUUGUUUUUUACACCUUUAUUUAACUAGGAAAGUCAGUUAAGAACAAAUUCUUAUUUAUAGCCUACCCCGGCCAAACUCAGGCGACUCCCAAUCACGGCCGGAUGUAAUAAAGCCUGGAUUUGGUUGAGUCGUCAACUAAGCUGAAUUCACUGUGAAAAUAAAUAAAUAAAUCCCCAUGUCAUUGGAUUUCGGUAAAACGUUGGGUCAAAAAAAAAGACUACAAUUUCCUUAUGUUGAUGACUUCUUUAAAAUCCAUGUUGAUUCAACAUCAUGCCAUACAAUUUUGGGGGGUGGAAUGACAUAUAAACAACAAUGAUUAAACCAGUUUUGACCAGUGGGUAGAAACAGAAUGAACGUACAGUCAUUUAAGAUCAGAACGGGUCUUUGCUGCUUUAAACUGCACACGUGCACUCACACACACAUUUGGACUGCACUAUCUUAAUAGCAAAACAUACAAAUGACAUUGUGGGUUGAUCACAGCCUUUUGAUAGGUGACCUCAUGAUGCAAAUGAAUCCUCCAAUAAAACAAGUAAAUAUUUAUUAUUUUGUAGAACUGUAUCAUCACAGUUUUUGCUCAACAUGUGUAGACAUGGUUUUCAUAAGUAACUGCAGAAACUGUGAGGGAAAAAGCAAAUUAACCACUGUUUUAUCUAUUCAGUUUUGUUAUUUUGUUGUGCCUGUUUUCUAUCUAUCCUUUUCUCAAAUGUGCCUGAUGUUAAUUUAAGGUGACCCCUUUUGGCAUAUACUGUGAUCUAGAUAUUUAAUUUUGUUUGACUCAAUAGAUAUUUUGUGAGCAUGCUUAUAUGUAUAUAUAUAUAUAUAUAUAAACUCAGCAAAAAAAUAACCGUCCUCUCAUUGUCAACUGCGUUUAUUUCCAGCAAACUUAACAUGUGUAUCUAUUUCUAUGAACAUAACAAGAUUCAACAACUGAGACAAAAACUGAACAAGUUCCACAGACAUGUGACUAACAGAAAUGGAAUAAUUGAAUAAUGGGGGGUCAAAAUCCAAAGUAACAGUCAGUAUCUGGUGUAGCCACCAGCUGCAUUAAGUACUGCAGUGCAUCUCCUCCUCGUGGACUGCAGCAGAUUUGCCCGUUCUUGCUGUGAGAUGUUAUCCCACUCUUCCACCAAGGCACCUGCAAGUUCCCGGACAUUUCUGGGGGAAACGGCCCUAGCCCUCACCCUCCGAUCCAACAGGUCCCAGACGUGCUCAAUGGGAUUGAGAUCCGGGCUCUUCGCUGGCCAUGGCAGAACACUGACAUUCCUGUCUUGCAGGAAAUCACACACAGAACGAGCAGUAUGGCUGGUGGCAUUGUCAUGUUGGAGGGUCAUGUCAGGAUGAACCUGCAGGAAGGGUACCACAUGAGGGAGGAGGAUGUCUUCCCUGUAACGCACAGCGUUGAGAUUGCCUGCAAUGACAAACUCAGUCCGAUGAUGCUGUGACACACCGCCCCAGACCAUGACAGACCCUCCACCUCCAAAUCGAUCCUGCCUCAGAGUACAGGCCUCGGUGUAACGCUCAUUCCUUCGACGAUAAACACGAAUCCAACCAUCACCCCUAGUGAGACAAAACUACGACUCGUCAGUGAAGAGCACUUUUUGCCAGUCCUGUCUCGUCCAGCAACGGUCGGUUUGUGCCCAUAGGCAACGAUGUUGCCGGUGAUGUCUGGUGAGCACCUACCUUACAACAGGCCUACAAGCCCUCAGUCCAGCCUCUCUCAGCCUAUUGCGGACAGUCUGAGCACUGAUGGAGAGAUUGUGCUUUCCUGGUGUAACUCGGGCAGUUGUUGUUGCCUUCCUGUCCCGCAGGUGUGAUGAUCGGAUGUACCGAUCCUGUGCAGGUGUUGUUACACGUGGUCUGUCACUGCCAGGACGACCAGCUGUCCGCCCUGUCUCCCUGUAGCGCUGACUUAGUCACCUCACAGUACGGACAUUGCAAUUUAUUGCCCUGGCCACAUCUGCAGUCCUCAUGCCUCCUUGCAGCAUGCCCAAGGCACGUUCAUGCAGAUGAGCAGGGACAUCUUUCUUUUGGUGUUUUUCAGAGUCAGUAGAAAGGCCACUUUAGUGUCCUAAGUUUUCAUAACUGUGACCUUAAUUGCCUACCGUCUGUAAGCUGUUAGUGUCUUAACGACCGUUCCACAGUAGCAUGUUCAUUAAUUGUUUAUGGUUCAUUGAACAAGCAUGGGAAACAGUGUUUAAACCCUUUGCAAUGAAGAUCUGUGAAGUUAUUUGGAUUUUUCAAAUUAUCUUUGAAAGACAGGGUCCUGAAAAAGGGCCAUUUUUUUUGCUGAGUUUAUAUAUGUGCAGUAUCAGUCAAGUUUUUGGACACUCAAGGGUUUUUCUUAAUUUUUACUAUUUUCUACAUUGUAGAUUAAUAGUGAAGACAAACUUUUAAAUAACACAUAUGGAAUCGGGUAGUAACUAAAAAGUGUUAAACAAAUCAUAAUAUAUUUUUUCGAUUUUUAAAAGUAGCCACCCUUUGCCUUGAUAGCUUUGCACACUCUGGCAUUCUUUCUGCCAUCUUCACCUGGAAUGUUUAUCCAAGAGCCUUGAACGAGUUCCCACAUAUGCUGAGCACUUGUUGGCUGUUUUUCCUUCACUCUGUGGUCCAACUCAUCCCAAACCAUCUCAAUUGGGUUCAGGUUCGGGUGUUGGGGAGGCCAAGUCAUCUUAUGCAGCACUCCAUCACUCUCAUUCGUGGUAAAAUAGCCCGUACACAGCCUGGAGGUGUGUUGGGUCAUUGUCCCAUUGAAAAACAAAUGAUUGUCCCACUAAGUGCAAACCAGAUGGGAUGGCGUAUUGCUGCAGAAUGCUGUGGUAGCCAUGCUGGUUAAGUGUGCCUUGAAUUCUAAAUAUAUCACUGACAGUGUCACCAGCAAAGCACCAUCACACCUCCUCCUCCAUGCUUCACGGUGGGAAACACAAAUGUGACUAUUAUCGGUCCACUGACUCUGCAUCUCACAAAGAUACGGCAGUUGGAUCCAAAAAUCACAAAUUUGAACUCAUCGGAUCAAAGGGCAGAUUUCCACCAGUCGAAUGUCCAUUGCUCCUGUUUCUUUGCCAAAGAAGGUCUCUUAUUCUUAAUGGUGUCCUUCAGUAGUGGUUUCUUUGCAGCAAUUCGACCAUGAAGGCCUGAUUCACGCAAUCGUCACUGAACAGUUGAUGUUGAUGUGUCUGUUACUUGAACUCUGUGAAGCAUUUAUUUGGGCUGCAAUUUCUGAGGCUGGUAACUAUAAUGUACUUAUCCUCAGCAGCAGAGGUAACUUCCUGUGGCGGUCCUCGUGAGAGACAGUUUCAUCAUAGCUCUUGAUGGUUUUUGCGACUGCACUUGAAGAAACAUUCGAAGUUCUUGAAAUGUUCCAGGUUUUGACUGACCAUCAUGUCUUAAAGUAACAAUGGACUGUCAUUUCUCCUUGCUUAUUUGAGCUGUUCUUGCCAUAAUAUGGUCUUGGUCUUUUACUAAAUAGGGCUAUCUUCUGUAUACCAUCCCUACCUUCUCACAACACAACUGAUUGGCUCAAUGCAUUAUUAAGAAGGAAAGAAAUUCCACAAAUUAACUUUUAACAAGGCACACCUGUUAAUUCAAAUACAUUCCAGGUGACAACCUCAUAAAGCUGGUUGAGAUAAUGCCAAGAGUGGGCAAAGCUGUCAUCAAGGCGUGGCUACUUUGAAGAAUCUAAAAUAUAUUUUGAUUUGUUUAACACUUUUGGUUACUACAUGAUUCCAUAUGUGUUGUUUCAUAGUUUUUAUGUAUUCACUAUUCUACAAUGUAGAAAUUAGUAAAAUAAAGAAAAACCCUGGAAUGAGUAGAUGUGCCCAAACUUUUGACUGGUACUGUAUAUACACAAUCAUGUGGAAUUGAAAAGCAUAGUCUGUAAGAACAAAUCACAGCACUGAUGAAGCAUGUUCUGCACUGUAUGUGAAUAUGUAGCUAAUAAAAGUGUCCAAAUAUCCUCUCA
Molecule: messenger RNA, 5405 nt
Organism: Oncorhynchus keta (chum salmon)
Lineage: Eukaryota; Metazoa; Chordata; Actinopteri; Salmoniformes; Salmonidae
Gene: asphd1
Product: aspartate beta-hydroxylase domain containing 1
Exons: 6
Coding region: 130-1218 (362 amino acids)
Source: RefSeq, a predicted model, not a curated record